Messenger RNA from Triticum dicoccoides, 1142 nucleotides. Its product is annotated as 2'-deoxymugineic-acid 2'-dioxygenase-like. Lineage: Eukaryota; Viridiplantae; Streptophyta; Magnoliopsida; Poales; Poaceae. The coding region runs from base 53 to 1084 and encodes 343 amino acids. The record is from RefSeq and is a predicted model, not a curated record. The transcript has 2 exons.
CCAGUCAGCAACAAGCCAGAAGAGAAGGUCCAUUGAUCGAUCGGAGACAGAGAUGGAGCUGCUGUCCGAUUGCCCGGUGCACGCCUCCGUGCCGGACAAGUACGUGUUGCCCCCGGAGAAGCGUCCUUCGCUCCUCAACGACGAACCCAGCUCCGAUGUCGCCAUACCGGUCAUCGACCUCCACAGCGCCGACGAUUGCCGGCGCCAGCUGGUCGCCGCCGAGAUCAUCAAGGCCAGCAAGGGGUUCGGCAUCUUCCAGGUGGUGAACCACGGCGUGGCGGAGGACGUGGUGCAGGGGUUCCGCGAGGCGGCGGCGGGGUUCUUCGCGAUGCCGGCGGAGGACAAGCUGCCGUACCGCUCCGAUGACCUGAGCAAGCACUUCCGCGUGUCGUCCAGCACCCCAUAUGACCGGAACGGGGACCGCUAUUGGCUGGACUACCUCAAGAUCAACUGCCACCCCGUCACCGACGAGCACGUCCGAGAGUGGCCGGACAAGCCGGGAAGCUUCAGGAGCUCCCUCGCGGAGUACUCCACGGCGGUGCACGAGCUUGCACAGACGCUGCUCCGGCUCAUUGCAGAGGGGCUCGGCCUCGACGGUGGAUUCUUCGCCGGCGACCUCAGCGGCGGCAGCACCCAGAUGAACGUCAACUACUACCCGCCGUGCCCGGACCCGAGCCUCACGCUGGGCCUCCUCCCGCACUGCGACCGCCACCUCCUGACCGUGCUCUCUCAGGGCGACGUCGCCGGGCUGCAGGCGAGGCACGGCGGGCGGUGGCUCCUCGUGCGCCCCGUCCCCGGCGCCUUCGUGGUCAACCUGGGCCACCAGAUGGAGAUCAUCACCAACGGGCUCCUGGCUAGCGUGGAACACCGCGCCGUCACGAACACCGACGCGGUGAGGCUGUCGGUGGUGACCCUCAUCAUGCCCAAGAUGGAGUGCCGCAUCGGGCCAGCGCCGGAGAUGGUGAACGAGGCGACGGGACCCGCGAAGUUCAAGGAGUUCGAGUUCAGCGAGUUCAUCAAGGCCUACAGCGCCGCCGCCGCCAGCAGGGAGGACGUGCUCCACUACUUCAGGAUCCACCGCUAGCUAGCUCGGGCUCAGCGGCUCCAUAUAAAUAAAAAUGAAUAACCGUACGCUCGCGUCA